AUGGCCACCCCCAGCCCGUACCAGUACCACGUCGACGACAUGAGCCUCUUCGCAAUCGACAAGGUGAUGGAGGUUACCUGCGAUGAGGCUCGCUGCGUGGACUGGUGCAUACAAGUGGGGCUCAUCGACAAGGCGAAGACAUGCCCGGCAUGCUCCUUGCCGAUGAGGCUCUCGCUUGUGCGCAAGCGGUGGCGGUGUUGCCGCCGAAAACAGCAUGCUGAAGGAAAAGAGAUUUCCCUGAGCAUGCUGACCAGCUCCUUUUUCACCGAGGCCAAGAUUAAGAUCUGCACCGCUGUUUGUUUGCUGGCGGCAUGGUGCAUGCGGCUUCCACAGGCCAACGCAGCCGAGCUGGCAGGGGUUAGUGAAGAUACCGUCCAGUACUGGUACGCGUGCUGCCGCUCUACCUGCUCAAAGGAGCUGCUCAAGUCCGAGUUUAAGAUAGGUGGUGCUGGCAAAAUUGUCGAGAUCGACGAGACAAGUCUCGCAAAAAAAAGCAGAAGUACCGCCGAGGGCGGCAUUACGAGGAGUUUUGGCUGUUUGGUGGCGUGGAACGGGGCACUGGCCGGUGGUUCGGACGGGUUGUGCCUGGGACGCAUACCUAAGUCUGUGAAAGAGGUGGGAAGCAGUUCACACUGA
Messenger RNA from Phytophthora nicotianae INRA-310, 636 nucleotides. RefSeq lists its product as hypothetical. The record is from RefSeq and is a predicted model, not a curated record. The transcript has 4 exons. The coding region runs from base 1 to 636 and encodes 211 amino acids. NCBI's taxonomy places the organism in Eukaryota, Oomycota, Peronosporomycetes, Peronosporales, Peronosporaceae.